CGGCGGUAGUAGCAGCCCCCAAACUGUCAUGGCGCCGCGCACCACUGCGAGAAAUGCGGGCCCGGCUUUACGCGAAUCGUUGUCACGUUUUCCUACCGAUUGUCCGAGUGAAAAAUUUGUCGUUCCAAUUAUCGAGAUGAUCGCCUAGCUCGGCGAUCGCUGUUUCGACCGACCCGCAGAGACUGUCCGCGAUAGUUUAUCGUCUUGUAAAAACACGCUACGCCCUAAUUUGUGUGCUUCAACGUCAACGUAUGAGAAAUCGUGCAUACAGAUCCGAACGAGGGGGGAAAGGAGAACCGAUCCUCCGCAUAAAGGGGAUAUUGUCAAUUAUUCCGGUAUUCGUACCGUGCACCGACAAUUAUCGACAAAGUUACCAACGAUCGUUCUAUAAACUCCUCAUUAAAAUCGGACGUUAAUGUCGCGUGCGUAAAAAUCCACUCGGUCGCAGGAGUUGCAAUCGUACGUGUGGUGGAGUGAUGAAUUGAAACUAUCGUGCUAACUAUGUUUCUAUCGUGCGGUUUGUAAGUGAUUGUUUUCUUUCUUCUCUUUCCACUUAUCGUCGAAUCCUGUUCGACGUUUUUUAUUAUUAUAACGAAUGGCGGUUAGAUACCGCGAGAAGAAAUUCAUCAAGAGCGAUACAAAAGCGGUCCCACUCGAAAGUCUGGGGAAACGAUAUCCGGAAGACUGGAACAUUCCGCAUCAAGUGGAGCAGUAACUUUUCAAAGUUGAAGAGCGUUUCCUCGUUACUGUUUCAUCCUCCCCGAUUAUUUUUCCUCUCGUUUGUUUCGUCGAAUUCAUCGGUGACGAUACAUCGUGUGGGUGACAAAUCGCGUACGAACCCGUUCGAGCGACGUGUGCCACGAAAGUGAAAGUCGCGUAAACAGAUAGAGCUGAGAAAAAAAAUUCCCUUCCGAUUCGGUUGUCGGUUGAUAAUUUUCCAAGCUAUGACGUUACCCGGAGUAGUAAGGAUUCGCAGUUGGUUAAAAUAGUCGACGAGCGACGACGAAGAAAAGAAGACAAGAAACCAUUGUUACACGGAUCGAGGAAAGAGGGUAUAAAAACAAACGGGAGUCGGACUGAACCGGGUGAAAAAAUGUCCUAGCGAAGGUGGUACCUCGCCUAGGUGUUUCCCUCGUCCUGUUCCAAAUAAAUCCUCCGUUACAGUCCCCGGAUGAUUCCCGGAUUCCUCCCGAAACCCUCCCGAACCCAACCAAAUCCAAACUCCUUAAUCCCGAUCGCUGAUCGUAGCCCCACCCGCGGUAAGAAACCACACCCAACCGGAAACGAGCUCCGCACAACUUUCCAAGACAGAGAAUUAUACAAGGUGAUGCUCUCAGAGCCGGGAUCGUCGGUGUCGGGAUAACAGGUUUUGCGAUCUCAACCGAUGAAGUAAACCCCGCGGGAACGGAACUUCGAGUCCAGAAUUAUAGGGGAUAGCGAUAAAAAGACGACCCUCGGUGACGCCGGAAGUUGACGAGGCGACAGAGGUAGUGGUGGCGGAGCAGCGGGGAUACUAUGGGAGCGGGGGAAUGGGGGACGGAGGAGGGCCACAAGCCACGGAACUCCGGCGACGGUUGUCCCAGAAAUCCUGCGACCGACGAACGUCUUCGCCAACAAAUUUGCUGAGACACGGCCACGGCGCAGGUCGAGACAACGAUGAGGAAGAUACGCGACAUUGCGACAACGAACUCAGCGAAACUACCGCGGACUUCUUAUCCGACCCGAGUCUAGCUUCCGGACAACCCACGUGUCUGGGUUCGUUCGGCGCUCGUAGAUAUCAACGAGGGGAUGAAAACGUGAUCUCAACCGAGUCGAGGCCGGUCGCCACUCCGCACUACCGUCAACGGCGGAUAUCCACCGAAAAUCAACGCGAUGCGAGCGACGUCGUCAAAAGACGUUGUCAGCUGCGGGGGAACCGGGGAUUCCGGUGGCUCGCCGAAAUGGUGGCACAGGCUCUGGUUCUCGGCGUCAUCCUCUUCGUCACACCGGGCUUGUGCUACCAAGAUGCGGUGCACAUAACGGCGAUACUGGGCGAGAGCGUGGUAUUCAACUGCCACGUGGAGUUCCCGGGUGAGCACCCCGUGCCCUACGUCCUCCAGUGGGAGAAGAAGGUAGGCGAAACGGGGCAGGAAAUACCGAUAUACAUAUGGUACGAGUCGUAUCCAACCCACAGUGGAGAUGGCUACGAAGGUCGUGUUUCCAAGGUCAGCCCGAAUUCACCCUACGGAGUCGCCAGUCUCAACUUGACCAACAUUCGGGAGAGUGAUCAAGGAUGGUACGAGUGCAAGGUGGUUUUUUUGAACCGAUCGCCGAACAGUCACAAAAACGGCACCUGGUUCCACCUGGACGUUCACGCUCCUCCACGAUUCAGCAUUACCCCCGAGGACGUAAUCUACGUGAAUCUUGGCGAUGCGAUAAUUCUGAAUUGUCAAGCGGAAGGCACUCCGACACCGGAAAUCUUUUGGUACAAGGAUGCCAACCCGGUAGAACCCUCGGGUACAAUCGGAAUCUUCAAUGACGGUACGGAACUUCGCAUUGCUACGAUCCGAAACGAAGAUAUCGGCGAUUACACGUGCAUAGCCAGGAACGGCGAGGGGCAAAUCAGCCACACAGCGCGAGUCAUCAUCGCAGGUGGAGCGGUCAUCAUGGCACCACCGAUAAAUCAAACCAAACUCGAAGGUGAGAAGGUCGAAUUUUCUUGCGAAGCGAAAGCACUUCCUGGCAACGUCACGGUACGUUGGUUCCGCGAGGGUGCUCCAGUCAAAGAAGUUGCCGCCCUGGAAACGAGAUUCACCAUCAAAAUGGACGGCAGCCUCGUAGUCAACCCUGUGAGCGCCGACGACUCGGGACAAUAUUUAUGCGAAGUUACCAACGGCAUCGGCGAACCUCAGAGUGCCAGCGCUUAUCUCAACGUCGAAUAUCCAGCGAAGGUGACGUUCACGCCAACUGUUCAGUAUCUCCCCUUUCGUUUGGCGGGGGUUGUCCAGUGCUACAUAAAGUCGAAUCCUCCUCUCCAGUAUGUGACGUGGACGAAGGACAAACGGCUACUGGAGCCUUACCAAACGAAAGAUAUCGUAAUUAUGAACAACGGCUCACUACUGUUUACAAGGGUCAGUGAAAACCAUCAGGGUAGGUACACUUGUACUCCCUACAACGCUCAAGGUACGCAGGGAAGUUCUGGACCCAUGGAAGUACUUGUACGAAAACCACCGGUCUUCACCCUUGAACCUGAGGGGAUGUAUCAACGAAAAGUCGGAGAAAAUGUCGAAAUGCACUGCGACGCUCAGGGCGCCGAGGGCACGCAAAAUCCAACCAUACAAUGGCAACGCAGGGAUGGCUCGGCGCUGCAACGUAAUCGCGCUAAAAUCGUUGGGGGCAAUUUGACCAUCGAGGGCCUGAGGCGGACAGAUUUCGGCUUCUAUCAAUGCGUUGCCACGAACGAAGUUGCAACAAUCGUUGUCGGGACGCAACUUGUCAUCGAAGGAAGUCAACCGCAUGCCCCGUACAACGUUUCCGGCAACGCCACCGAGUUUUCGGUGACCUUGACUUGGCUACCGGGAAAUUCAGGGGGCCCGGACUACAAACAGGAUUACACGAUCUGGUACCGAGAAUCCGGAACUUCGGAAUGGACGACGAUUCCAGUGACGCCAUCGGGCAGCACAGAGGUGACCAUCAACAGGCUAUCUCCGGCAACUGUUUACGAGUUUCAAGUAGUUGGUAAAAACGCUCUCGGCGAUGGAAUGCUUAGUAAAGUGAUCACGAUUCGAACAAGGGACGUUUUUGAUAAUAGUACUCAGAUUUUACCGACUGAUUCCACAGGAAAUCCCGUCAAUCCAACGACCGUGCGUCCAAAAGGACCUGCACCGGGUCCCCCAAAGAAUUUGACCGUCACGGAAAUCAGCAAUGGGUUUCUGAUCACGUGGCAACAACCGGCGGAAAGACAUCACCUCAUACAAUACUACACCAUAAAGUACAAGACCGAUGGACAAUGGAAAACGCUCAACAAGGGACAAAUCAGACCCGAAGACACCAGCUACUUAGUUAAAAAUCUCGUCGGAGGACGUACGUACCACUUCCAAGUGUUCGCCAAUUCGGCGACUAACUACGGAGCAAGUGACCAGGUCAAGUUUCCGGUACCAGCGCGAGUUAAGCACAAAGCUAUAACGGCAGGAGUCGUCGGAGGAAUCCUCUUCUUCAUCGUAGCGAUUAUACUGAGUAUAUGCGCUGUCAAGAUAUGCAACAAAAGGAAACGACGAAAACAGGAGAAAGAACUGCUUUCAGCGUAUAACAUGGUGGCCUGCCGAGUCACUGAUUCAAGGAACGGCGCAGGGCAGGGUCCCCAGGGAACAGUGCCUUUGAAAAAACCUGGAAAAGGCCGAGUACCAGGUCUAAGUCUGCUCCGGGAAAUUCUAACGGCAGACACACCAGACUCGUCGAGGGGUCGUCCUCUCGGUAAAAUCUCCCGAGCAGCGGACGGUCGUUUCGUCAUCGCAGAUUCGGUGGUCAGCUCAGCCAACAACAGUAUUCUGGAUGCAUCGAGCAGCGACGACGGUGGUUUCCUGCCCAAAAACCGUCUGAAUUCGUGCUGGCGAAGACCCCUCGUAGGAAUAAGUCAACUGAGUCUGCGCUCGGAUGCCAGUGCCCUCUCGAUCUGCGUUCCCGGUCAUCUCGGCGGCGAUGCAGCCGACGCGAGAGCGCCGGCGAUCAAGACGAUAGCGUCGCCACGUUUUCUGGCUAGUUCUCCGACCAGUCCGCACGUCCCCUGGUCACCGAUGUACUUCAGCGACUUGAGCUCGGUCAGGCAACCUUCGUCCGGGGAACGCUCCUUUCCGACGCCGCCUGGUUACCUUCAAUUGCGUUCGAUGCAUCAAAGAUACAGUCAAGAGCUGCCCUCGCUCCGCGCCAUUCACGCGGAAUCGAGAAGAUUCAUUCCUGUCCAACCUUUGGCCACUUCGUCGCCACCGCAAACCGCCGGCCGUCCGAAAGCACGCCUUCCGCCGCGACACGCGAGGCACGCGAGGUCGGCACCCGAACUGGCCGCUUCGCCGGACCUGGAAACGUCACCCGAAAGCAGAUCGAGCAGCAGCGGUUUCGGUAGCAAAAACACAUCCCAACAAAAUCAAAGCUCGAGAUCCGGCAGCACGGUGGCCGAAUGGAGACCUCCGCCUUACAGACCUCCACCCCCGCCGCUCGUCGGACGAUGGCUCGAACUUCAAGACGGCAAAACAACGCACAAGGCGACUGACGCGGGCAGCGUUGACGGACACUACGAAUUCGACCCGGUAUCCUGCACACCGACGCCGACCUCCGCGUCAACGCCCACGAGGGAGGAAAGACCACCCGCCGCCGUUCACCACCCACCUCCCAGAUACACGAGGGACAACAUCGAGGCGAGGGUCCAAGCGAUGAAGGCUGAAUUCCAUCAGUUUCGUCAACGACAAGCUCGACGUCGUCAAAGUGCGCAUUUGGAGAGCGCGUGUUAGUCGAACGUGCGGAUACAAACGUACCGAUGUACCCGGGGGGUGCCUCUGCGAUAAUCGGGAGAAAUUGUUCACCGGUAUAUCGUCGGUUGUCAAUUUUCAAAAGAGCGUUUGCGUAGACCAACCGUGACGCGCGAUCGCUUCGACAUGUUUUGAAACGAUACAUCGAAAGACGGAGAAAAAGUAUGAAUUCGUUCUUCGAUCUGAUCAAAGUUACGUCGCACUCGUACGCAUAGGUUGAAGAGAAAUAAUUUUUCCCUCAUUUUCACUUUCUCUCCUUCGCAAACAUACACUGUUAUUAUUAUUAUACGUAAUAUCGUCACUAUAUCAGGGAUCACGUACGCGUAUUAAAAAAUAUAUUAUAAAUAAAAAUAAUACAAGCGUACGGCAAUAAAGUCUCGUCGGAUACUCGGAUGUAUAGAUAAUUAUGAUAACGCUCCUUUGGUUCGUAUUAGAUAUUAAAACGGAUAGGGUAAAAAGAAAAAGGGAACGCUCCUCUGUCGGAUAGACGACAGAGUGUGAGAAAAAUCGUUGGGGGAUCGUUGCCGAGUCUAACGAAUCAUAUUCAAUUAAUGUAGUGCAACGAAUGCUUCCAUCGGCUCAAUGGAAGUAUUCGGAUUCGAACGAAUUGCGCCGUAGUACAUCCGAUCGCAUCCGUUCUGUCGUUUUUAAAAAGAUUACUCGAGUCGGAAUGAAAGCCGAAAAUUAAACGGGAUGGGAUGUGAAAAACGCGAAGAAGAACCGAUGGAAAUAUGACAAUUAAAUAAAUAAAUAAAUAAAUCAACAAUACUCCAAAGAAACUGUACUACGUGCCGUAUACUUUUUCGAAAGGUAUACGUAAUAUUAAUGAUAGUGAUAAAAUAAUUUAACCCUAAAUUAAUAACGAACGAUUGGAGAAUUAAAGAUUAAGAGCAACGGACACGAAAAAAGUGAUAUUAGGCCGGAGCUUGCCUCGAGAUCGUUAAGGACACCUACCUUCCCACACACCUACACACGCACACGCGCGAAUACACACCCACACACACACUCGUACUGCACUGCCUGUUUAGGGUCUCGCUGUACGGCGACCCACCGUAUUAUCGGCACAAUAAUUUUUCCUAAACAUAACGUAUGUAACGUGAAAAUAUUUAAGCGAAGAACCUCGCGUGAUCUCCUUCAUGAUAUACACACAUAUAAUAUAUCUGUCGUCGAAUGAUCGAGAUGAUGCUAAAAAGAAGGAUCGAGGAGCAUAGAGAAAUGAUAAAAAGGGUUAAACCGCGACGAGUACACGAUAAAAGGGGAGAGGAUGUUAAAUUAUGAAUGCGGUAUCGUAUCUUUCCGCAUCGAGGUAAAUGAGCGGAACGUCGUCAUCUGCGAUACGCGCACGAUAUAGAGCUGCAGUUUUUCCCUGCUGCAUCUGUACAGGUGUUUAAUCGGCUACAUAAUAUAGCCGAGUUCGGAAAAGAGAAUAAUAACACGUGUAUAUAAAUUA
Athalia rosae (coleseed sawfly) is the source of this 6951-nucleotide messenger RNA. Its product is annotated as protein turtle. The transcript has 16 exons. Gene Ontology annotation, biological process: homophilic cell-cell adhesion; dendrite self-avoidance; axon guidance. Lineage: Eukaryota; Metazoa; Arthropoda; Insecta; Hymenoptera; Athaliidae. Gene Ontology annotation, molecular function: cell-cell adhesion mediator activity. Gene Ontology annotation, cellular component: axon; plasma membrane. Bases 1530 to 5483 code for a protein of 1317 amino acids. The record is from RefSeq and is a predicted model, not a curated record.